Messenger RNA from Cryphonectria parasitica EP155, 858 nucleotides. RefSeq lists its product as uncharacterized. Bases 1 to 858 code for a protein of 285 amino acids. NCBI's taxonomy places the organism in Eukaryota, Fungi, Ascomycota, Sordariomycetes, Diaporthales, Cryphonectriaceae. The record is from RefSeq and is a predicted model, not a curated record. The transcript has a single exon.
AUGGCAUCAGGAACCGCCUUGACCACCUACCUCCACCGCCUUACCGAGGUCCUCCCGCCCACGCUGCGCCAGAACCCCAGGGCCGCCGCCAUCGCCGUCGCCAUCACAGCCCUCGGCGUCUCCAUUCCAACCUUGUCCUACGCCCGCGCCAGCUACCGCGGGUACAUAGCUCUAGGCAAAGGCGGCAUGCCCUACAACGUCUUCGGCUGGGCUCUGCAGGGCGUCCUCCAACUCAUCGCUCGGCACGACACACGCGACCCUCUGCCGCUUGCCAAGCCCCAGAACCGGACCGCCACGGAGCCGCACGGCAACAAGACCUUUUUCUCCUCUGCCCAGGUCCCGAUUCCCGAGCGCCAGGGAGGCCGCCCUGAGGUGCCUGGGUACGUCGCCCCGCAGAGGCAGAUGACGCAGCGACCCAGCGAUGUGGAGGCGAUGCGGGCGCGGAUGGCGGCGCACCUGGUCAAGCUGGCGGCCAAGGGUGCGGGGGUGCUGGUGAUGCGGCCGUCCGGGCUCGAGGGCGUGGGGACACAGGCACUCUGGCUCGACACGAGGGCGAGGGCGUCUUCGGCAAGCCCUCCUCUGCCGAAAUUCCUCGCGCGGGGCCUGAAGGGCGAGGUGACGCACGUGCACCCGGAGGCGAGCUCGCACAUCACGCUGAGCAUGGCGGACGCGGAGGAGGUCGUGCGGAAGGGCUGGGCGGAGCGGCACCCCCUGAGCGGCGUGGCGUUUAUGCCGUGGAGCUAUGUCAUGAUCUAUGCGCCGCGCGACGAGGCAGAGUUGGAGGUGUGGAAGGCCAUUAUGAGCGCUGGGGUGCGGUUUGUAUGUGCUGCGGCUGGGAGGGAGGUGAAUCUGGAAUGA